Messenger RNA from Dichotomopilus funicola, 1248 nucleotides. RefSeq lists its product as uncharacterized. The coding region runs from base 1 to 1248 and encodes 415 amino acids. The record is from RefSeq and is a predicted model, not a curated record. Lineage: Eukaryota; Fungi; Ascomycota; Sordariomycetes; Sordariales; Chaetomiaceae. Gene Ontology annotation, molecular function: nucleic acid binding. The transcript is spliced from 7 exons.
AUGUCGUCGUCCUCCAGCACCGCGGUCACCGUUGACCGGGAUUAUUUCGAUACUCUAGUACGCAGAGCUCGGUUUAACACCGAGUCGCGGAAGACCGGUGCACACAAUUCCUCCGUGGUCAUCCCACGGGCUGAGUAUGACAACCUCAUUUUGAUCUCGAAACAAUAUGCCAAUCUCAGACGAAACCUGUUCCGUGGUGGCGUGGACGCAGAUACGGUGAAUAUUCUUAGCCAGGACGACGAGACCAUCCGCCAGUCUGGAAGUUCCGCCCGUGUCAAGCAACAAGUUAACAAGAACUCCAACGAAGGUGGAGGCGCUCCCUUGUAUACAAACGCAUCCACCCCUGGUGGGGGCCGCGGUCACAUCCACGGUGGCGUGUCUCUCAGAAGUUCGAACAGCCCGCAUUACGAACGGGCCGGAUAUGGCGGGGAUGACGGGGAUGAGGAGGAUGACAGCGACGACGAGACCGACGAAAACGGCUCGAGCGACCUCGACUCGCCCAUCGAUGGGAACCCUGGCACAGACGAUGUCCAGCCCCAGGAGUCGCGCACUCGGUAUGAGCGAGCAUGCCUUCGCACGUUACAGCUUUCGGGCCUCGCCGACGGCACGACGCAUGUUGAAAUUACCAAUGCUGUGCGUGGAGGUGUUUUGCUAGAUAUCUGGGUACGCCAUCACGACCGGUCCGCCGCCGUUUCGUUUGUCCGCUCGGAGGACGCGAAGGGUUUCUAUGACCACGUCCGUCGGCACGACUUGUACAUCCGGAACAAAAGGGUCGAAGUCAAGUGGAGCGACCGCCAAUUCGUACUUCCUGACCACGUCGCCAAUAAAAUCGGCAACGGCGCUAGCCGUAAUCUGGUGAUACAUGGUUGCGAUGGCCGACACAAGGAGGAUGUCAUUCGCGAAGAUCUCGACCAUAUUCACAAUCUAGUCGUGGUCAAGAUAGGGUUUGUGAGUGGCAACUGUCACAUUGGCCUAAAUUCGAUCCACAACGCCAUUUAUGCGCGCCAGUGUAUGAUGAGCCGCUUGCGGUACAAGGGCAAAAAAAUCGCCUACGCUGCGGAUGAAUGUGCACAGCCGUACCACCAAGCCGCCGUUGCCAAACCACGCGACAGUGUAACAACUGCAUCCAAGAAGACGGGACUCAGGGGCGUCUCGAACCGCUUCCAGUUGCUGAACCUAGAUGAUACUGUGGACGAAGAGAUUGCCGCCACUCUUCAGGGAAACCAGGCGCUGGAGAUUGCGGUGUAG